CGGGCUGUCCGGCCUCCUGGGGGUGUCAUGUGACAUGCGACCUCGCCGCGCUACACCUGGCUGACGGCUCCCAGGUGAGCAUUCACCAGUUGUCUCACAGCGAGACGGAUCAUCUCCCCAAGCACGUCCUGGAUGACUCGUUAACUCUCGCUGCCCCGCGACUGUCAUAAACAAGCACCAACAUCUUUAACACCUGUACGGAGGAACAGACGCGCUUUGGAACCUAAGUGGUAAUAGUGCGAAGUGAGGGCGUUACUGAUCGCCCGUCCAUUGCGAGAAGUGUAACGGUACCAUGGCGAAUGGGGUAGAACGCAUGGACUUUUCUGACAUGCAAAAGUACAACAGUGAAUCCAAUUUGACAAAUGGAAAGAAAAGCAAAAGCGGAGGAUGUUACGUCAGCACGGCAGUUGGGUUUGUGAUGGUGCUGUUGGUCAUCGCGAUCGCCGUAGGAGUGGGGUUGAUUGUUCAUUUUGCGGGGGGUCAGAAGACAGUUGUGUGUAGCUGGCCCCCCUCUAACGGGGCACAGCAGGGGCAACAGGGGGGGAACAAGGGGACGACGACCCCCAGCUCGGAUUAUGUGAAGACCCAGUGCAAGAAGAUGGCCAUGGAUGGGGAGAUGGAAAUAUGCAUGGCGUGUCCCUCCGGUACGACGGGUAUGACGACACCCUCCCCAACGUCUAAGCCGCUAGUGAAGGAUGUGAGGAUACCCCUGGCCUUGUACCCGCUGUAUUACGACAUAGAAAUCAGGCCCAACAUGUACGAAGGUGCGGCCGAAAACUUCACCUUCAAUGGCUUCACAAGAAUCCAGCUCCGCUGUGACACGCCCACAAGAAACGUAACCCUGCACACCAACAAACUCCAGAUCACUCCCGGAAGUCUGGAAUUUGGGGCGGAACCUGGAACAGCCGCAGCGCCCUCUAUCGAGAACUGGGAAUGGGACAAGGACCGACAAUUCAUGGUGAUUCAUCUUGACGGGCUGCUUGUGAAAGAUGGCCUUUACUAUGUGAAGAUGAAUUAUACCGGACCUCUGUCUGACGACCUGCAUGGACUCUAUCUGUCUAAAUACGAACAGAAUAAUGAUACGAUCUACGUCGCUGCGACCCAGUUCCAGCCCACGGACGCCCGGAAGACAUUUCCCUGUUUUGACGAACCCGCCAUCAAGUCUAACUUCAAUAUCACCUUGGUCAGGAAGAACCAUCUCAAGUCUCUGUCCAACAUGCCAAUCAUAGACUCUCAGGACAGGGGAGACAACUGGGUGGCCGAUGUUUAUCAGACAACUCCGAAGAUGCCGACAUACCUGCUUGCUUUUAUCGUGUGCAACUUUGAAUAUACCAAUGAAACUACGAGUAACGAUAUACUGUACAGGGCGUGGUCCAGGCCGGAGUCGGUGGACCAGACCCCCUACGCCCUUGAUGUGGGGGUGAAAGUCCUAACCUAUUUUGAGAAGUACUUUGAUGUCAAGUUCCCUCUCCCAAAACAAGACAUGAUAGCCAUUCCUGAUUUUGCUGCUGGAGCCAUGGAGAACUGGGGGCUGAUCACAUACAGGGAGACGGCUAUGUUGUAUGAACCGGGAGUGUCUUCAGAGGGCAACAAGCAGAGAGUCGCGGUGGUCGUGUCUCAUGAACUGGCGCAUCAGUGGUUUGGUGACCUUGUGACGCCGUCAUGGUGGGACGACCUCUGGUUAAACGAGGGCUUCGCCAGCUUCGUGGAAUACAUGGGAGUGGACUUCGUUCAUCCAGACUGGAAGAUGUUUGAGCAGUUUGUGGUGGAGGAUCUCCAGGACGUCUUCGACUUCGACAGCCUCAUCUCUUCACAUCCCGUGUACGUCCCCGUCGCCCACCCUGACGAGAUCAAUGAGAUAUUUGACAGGAUCUCAUACGCAAAGGGUGCCUCCAUUAUCAGGAUGAUGCGGUUCUUCCUCGGGGAGGAGACGUUCCGGGUCGGUCUAUCUAACUACCUCAAGAGUAAGGCCUACGGUGCUGCGUUUCACGACGAUCUGUGGACAGCCCUCACCAAACAAUCCGCUAAGGAGGGGAAAAAUAUCAACGUGAAGGAAGUGAUGGACACGUGGACACUGCAGAUGAACUACCCGGUUGUCAUGGUGAUUCGUGAAGGCACGCGCAUAAGGGUAUCCCAGCAACGCUUCCUCACUGACCCUAACGCCAAGGACCCAGGCAAAUACACGUCCAGCUUCGGGUACAAGUGGGAGAUCCCGUUCGCCUACACCAGCAGCGUCGAGAACGACUUCAACAAGACGGACGCCGACAUCAGCUGGAUCAAGCCAGACAGCAACGAGCUGAUAUUUGACAACCCCUCCGUGAUCCCCCCCAGGUCGGACAACGUGAGCUGGGUGCUUGGCAACCCCAUGCAGUACGGCUUCUACAGGGUCAACUACGACACCGCCAACUGGAUGGCCCUCGUCAACCAGCUGAAGACGGAUCACAGGCAAAUACACACGAUCAACAGAGCACAAAUUAUAAACGAUGCCUGGAGUUUGGCUAAAGCAGGGAUGCUGCCCCAGGACAUGGCUCUGCAGACAGUGGAGUACCUCGACAGGGAGUUAGAGUAUGUCCCUUGGGCCGCGGCCAUUCGACAGCUAGGAUACGUCGACACCAUGCUGACCAAGACAGGACUGUAUGGGGCAUUCGGGGCUUUCAUGAAGGCGAAGGUUCAGAUGCCAUUUAAUACACUGACCAUGAACAACACUGGGGCAUCGCAUCUGACAUCAUAUAUCCGGUCCUUGAUAUCGGGGUCGGCGUGUUCAUACGGCAUAACAGCCUGCACAGAUGAAUCUUUGAGGCUCUUCCGAGAAUGGAUGGCCACCCCAUCAAACAACCCCAUCGAUCCUGGUCUGAAGAGCACUGUCUACUGCACCGCCAUCAAGUACGGUGGAGUGUUGGAGUGGGACUUCGCCUUCACACAAUACAAGACGGCGACUGUGGCGGCAGAAUCUGCACGGCUGUUGUCGUCCAUGGGAUGCUCCAGAGAACCGUGGAUCCUCAGCCGAUUCCUAAACCGAGCUUUAAUGACAGAACAAGUCCGCAAACAGGACGCCCUGAACGUACUUGUGUAUGUGUCUAGAAACUCCAUAGGUCAAGGCCUGGCCUGGGACUUCUUCAGGAACAGAUGGGAAACCAUUAGGAACGAUUAUGGUACAGCAUUCUUCGCCUUCACACGUCUAAUUGGAGGAAUCACGGAAUCCUUUAACACGCCGUUCCAAUUGAAACAGCUUCAGACUUUCGUGGACACGCACCCCGAUCAGGGGUCAGGGAAGCGGGCAUUCGAGCAGGCUAUGGAGAAGACGAACGCCAACAUUAAGUGGAUGGACGCGAACGUCCAGAGCGUUCAGACGUGGUUAAAAAACCAGGGUUUCUAUACUGAGUAGCGAGUAAUACAUAUAUAAAAUGGAUUUCGAGAAUGGGGUCUGCUUUGUCUGAUCCGGUGUAUAACAUAAUGUCGGCUGGGAACAAAUCCUUAAUGUGAAAUUACACUAAAAUGAUGAUUAAAUCAAUCAAAUGUACAUUUAUCGUAAUUAAUCGCAGAAAUAGUCUGCGAUAUAUAUUUACCUGCGACUUGCAUUGGACUUCCAACUGUCGCAACAUGUUAUUUCUUCAAAUCAUUGUUUGAUAGGCAUUUCUCGGAAGUUGACGGAUGACAAAGUGGAUAAAGGUUUAUGGAUAACAACUUCUUGAUUUUACUGUAAUAUGGCGACGUUUCGGUAUAGAUCCUUAUUCCUUGUCAAUCUUGCUUGACAACUGUAUUUGUAUCUGUACUGAAACGUUGCUAUUACAGGUUAAUAAAGAAGUUGUUUUACAUAAACCUUUGUCAGCUUUGUUCUUCAAAUCAGUUUCUUAAAAAUAGUUUGAAUAUUGACGAAGCUGGUGAAAAUACAACAUUAUUGUCGAUGCUAAAAGAGGAUACGCAUUCGUACUUUCAAUACGCAUUUUCAAAGACAAUUUUGAGAUGUAUUUUCAAAUAAUUUGGAAAAUUUGGAGUGUCUUCACAGCUCUACGCAAAGACAUGUAUCGGAGUUAAAGUUCUGAAUGUAAUGUUAAUACCCACAGGGUUAGAAAUAACCAAGUUUAAGAAGUCGUAUUAGCACUGGCGCACAUAUCACUUAAAACCAGUGUAUUAUUUACGUCAUCCGGACGGUAUUCGAAUCUUAUUGUAACGUAAGGUCAAACUAGAACCGACGUCAUGGCUGAAGAUUGUUAUCGUCAUUCAACAAUUGUGUUUUUCUAAGAAGGCAGUCGUGUUCAGUGCAUUUUUCUAAAGGGAAGCUAAAAAUGAUUCAGAAAUAAUGGGUUAUAAAGACAUUAUUACACUCGCAUGUGCGUCACACUGAUUUUACGAAACUCGUAUAAGAAUUAAGAAAACGUACAGCGGUACGUGUAAAAAAUCAUCUUUUUCCCUCGCUCUCGUAUAACAAUCUCUAUAGAUUGAAUAUACAUUAUUGUACGUCGUGUAUAUUCAAGAAAAGAGGUAGUUUAUGUCCAAAAUGUGCAUACCUCAUUGUAAAGAGACCACAUGAUCCCCCCUCGAAUGACACCUUACUUGUGACGAAAGUGGUUUUAAAAGAUAGGAACAGGGUUUUACGCAUUCUUUAACAUCCAGUGUGUUAUCUUCCCAAACGGAUGUGAUAAGCAUAUAAAUAUUAAAAAUGAGAUUAAUGAAAUGCACUGGAUCUUCGACAGUGGGGUUUAAUAUACGGGUAAUGACAUAUUAACGGUAAUUGAAUUAUGUUUUCAAACGUCUCCUAUUUAAAGAUUGUAUAGAGUAUAAGAUUUUUAUUUCGUUAUGUUUUGUGUAGAACUAUACUUUCUAUGUGAACGGUUUUGCUCAGGAUGUGUCGAAAAUUACAAGAUGUGUGGUAACAGGUGUGAGCCAUACAAAAACAUCCGUUAUUGUUUGAGAUCCGGGUACACGCGUACUGCUGAUGCUGGGGGCUGUGAAUACCUGCACGGGCAUCUGUAGCAAAAUGAAAAUAAGUAAUUGAAAACCAUCGUCAUUACUUCACGAACGAGAGAGUACUUCCUGGUUCUCGUCCGUGAUGACGUACGACCGCCAUGCAGUGUAAUGAUGUAAAAGAUAUUGAACACAUGGAUUCGAUCUUAAGACACGCCUGGGUCAUCAUGAGAUGAGAACUGUUAUACCUAUAUGUCUUGUCGAAGUGGAGAGGAGUACCGGCAGUGCACGUACCAUUAAUACAAAAGAACGGUAUUAUCCGGCUCAUAAACUUGACAAAACCUACUUAAAACUAUCAUCGUCUUGUCACCACACGUCCCGUCAUCUUUACAACGAAACCUUAUAUCAAUGUUCUGAAUGAGUGAGUGGGUGAUUUUUGUUAUACAUCGCUUUUAGCAAUAUUUCAGCAAUUUCACGGCAGGGGGCACCAGAAAUGGGCUUCACACAUUGUACCCAUGGCUUUCGGUAGACAAGAGAUCGUUUUGACCUCCAGGCUGACCCACGUCCUU
Molecule: messenger RNA, 5474 nt
Organism: Haliotis rufescens (red abalone)
Lineage: Eukaryota; Metazoa; Mollusca; Gastropoda; Lepetellida; Haliotidae
Product: aminopeptidase N-like
Exons: 21
Coding region: 293-3385 (1030 amino acids)
Biological process (GO): peptide catabolic process; proteolysis
Cellular component (GO): cytoplasm
Molecular function (GO): peptide binding; metalloaminopeptidase activity; zinc ion binding
Source: RefSeq, a predicted model, not a curated record